Messenger RNA from Neltuma alba, 3429 nucleotides. Its product is annotated as probable disease resistance protein At4g27220. Lineage: Eukaryota; Viridiplantae; Streptophyta; Magnoliopsida; Fabales; Fabaceae. Gene Ontology annotation, molecular function: protein binding; ADP binding; ATP hydrolysis activity. The record is from RefSeq and is a predicted model, not a curated record. The transcript has 3 exons. The coding region runs from base 1 to 3429 and encodes 1142 amino acids.
AUGGAAGUUCUUGGUUGUGUGUCAAGCACCAUGGGCUUGUGUUGCUCUCUGCAUGAAGUAAUUAGAGAAAAUUAUAAACACUUCAGAGCAUCCAAGAGGAGUAUUCGACGACUGGAUAAUUUGAUGCAAAAGUUGGAUGCUUGUAAGAAAGAUGUUGAACAUGAAGUAAAUCGAUUGUGCGGUCAAAACAGAGCAGAGCCAACAAAUGAAUGCGUUUUCUGGUUUGAGCGAGCUGAUCAGGUAAACACAGAAGUUAGCAACCUCUUGGAUGAAAAUGGCUCGCAUAGACCAACUAAAGGAUGCUGUUUCAUUUGUUCAAGAAUCAAAUUGGGGAAGCUUAUUGGGGAGAAGAUCAGAGAUAUUCAAGAACUUCUAGAUGGUGUUCCACGUUUAGAGGAUUAUUCAAUUGCUGUUCCUGUAAACAAGAGAGGUGAUGUUUUGUCUGCAAUACCAAUGGUGGAAUAUGAAACACAUAAACAAAUCCUUAUGGAGAUUUGGGGGUUCCUACUUGACAAAAAAGCCAGAAGGAUUGGUAUCUGGGGAAUCGGAGGAGUUGGUAAAACAACUAUCAUGUCAGAGAUUCACAACCGCCUAGUGAAAGGAAGGAGUCAAUUUAAUUGCAUUAUUUGGGUGGAAGCGUCAAAGGAUCCAAGAAAGGUGCAACAAGAUAUAGCUAGGAGAUUAGGUUUGACUUUUCAAGAUGCUGAUGAUGAAAGAGCAAGAGCUUCUAAAUUAUUAGAAGCUUUUGAUAGGAAGAAGACAUUUGCACUGAUUUUGGAUGAGGUUUGGGAGCCACUCUCUAUUGAAGAAGUUGGAAUUCCUUUUCCAACAGCAGAGAAUGGUUGUAAAUUAGUGAUAAUAACUCGAAGCCGUACAGUGUGCAAAGACAUGGAAACAGACAAGGAUGUCGAAGUGAAACUUCUUUCAGAGAAUGAAGCAUGGAAUCUCUUCAAUGACAAAGCUGGGGAACUUGUGCUAUCAGAUCCAGAUGUACAAUCAAUUGCAAUGGAAGUGGCAAAACAAUGCUGUGGUUUGCCUCUAGCUAUUGUUACAGUUGGGCGUGCAUUGAGAAACACAGUCGAUAUAAGAGAGUGGGAGGAUGCAUUACAAGAGUUAAGAACUUCAACUACUAGUAUUCACAACUUUGAGGAAGUAGUAUAUUCUCGUUUGAAGUUGAGCUAUUCAAAACUAGAGGAUGAUGCAAGGCGGUAUUGCUUUCUAUUUUGUGCUUUAUACCCAAAAGGUCAUCUAAUUGAUGAGAAUGAAUUGAUUAAUUACUGGGUGUGGGAAGAUUUAUUGGGUGGUGGAAGCAUGGCCGAGAUGAAACGAAAGGGACAAAAGAUUAUACGACAGUUAAUAUCUGCUUGCUUAUUGGAAUUAAAAAUUGAGAAUGGUGUGAGAUAUGUGAAACUGCAUGAUUUGAUAAGAGAUAUGGCCCUCACAAUCAUGAGUACAAAGCCUAGAUGCAUUGUGAAAGCUGGCAUGGGACAAGUAAAACUGCCGCCACCUCAGGAAUGGAAAGAAGAUGUUCAAUGGGCAUCAUUGAUGCGAAAUGAUGUGAAAUAUAUAAGAUUCAAUCCAAUGUGUCCCAGACUCACUUCUUUACUCCUUCAAUGCAACUCAUUUGAACAAAAUAUAUCAGAUGACUUCUUUGACAAUAUGCAAGGGCUAAAAGUUCUUGAUCUCUCCUAUACUGGGAUCAGAGCGCUGCCUAUGUCUCUUUCAGAUUUGAAGAAUCUACAUGCCUUGAUAUGUAGCCAAUGUUGGAAUUUUAUUCGUGUUCCUUCUUUAGCGAGGCUCACAAAAUUGGAGUAUUUAGAUUUUUCAUUUUCUAGAAGCUUGACAGAACUUCCAGAAGGGAUGGAACAUUUGACCAAUCUAAAACACCUGGAUUUCUCCUUCACAUCCGUCCAAAACUUAGGAGCUGGACUCUUGUCUAAAUUUACUCUUCUAGAGGAGUUGUUGAUUCUGGGUUCGCCUAUGAUGGGAGUAUCAUCUAAGAGUACAAAUUCUUACUCUUAUGCAGUUGGAGUUGAAGAAAUUGGAUACUGUCAUAAGUUGUCUCUUGUGCACAUGCAGCUACGUGACAUUACAGCUUAUAGAAGAAUUGUUAAAUGUCUCAAGUUUUCUCAAUUGAAGGAGUUCAAGCUUGUCGUUGGGUCUGUAGCCGGAUACGACACUUCACGAUUAUUUGAGAGAACUAGUUUAGCUAUAGAUUUGAGUGUUGGAGCAAGGAACCUUUCAAAAGCGGAGAUCACCGAAUUGAUUCCGAGAAAUGUGAUGGAGUUAGUAAUUCAGAAUUCUCAGCAUGUGAUCAAACGCUUGUCUUUGCACUUAUUGGAUGCAAUGUGCUUGAAAACUUGUGAUAUCACAUGGUGUUUCGGGAUGGAAUGCAUUCUGGAAAGUGUGGAGAACAAUUUGUGGCGGUUAGAGAAAAUGAGACUAUAUAAUUUGCCACAACUGAGGAUGAUAUGCGGGGAAGUUGUGAAACCAGGUACUCUAAAGAACCUGAAGAGUAUUCAUGUUGAAACAUGUGGCUCACUGAAAUUUCUGUUCCAAAAGCAGCUCAUCCUCGAACUUAAAAGUCUUGAAGAAAUUACGAUCGUCGGUUGCCCUAGAAUGGAAGAAAUUAUUGAAGGAGAGAGGAAUACAAAUGCUGAAGGCAGCAGCCAUGCAGCCAAAGUGAUCAUUCCAAAAUUGCAAAGGUUGAAAUUGAUUGAUCUGCUAAACCUGAGAAGCAUAUACGAUGGGGACAUUCAAUGUGAUUCUCUACGCACCAUUGAAGUUUUCCGCUGCGGUGCUCUUAAUAAAUUGCCUCUGGGUCUGUUCGGAAUAGAGGAAGGUCAGCAAAUAUCACCAUCAACUACUACUCUUGAACAAAUAUCAUGUGAAACAGAGUGGUGGGAAUCACUGCAGUGGGACCAACCGCAGGCUAAGCAUCUCCUUCAACCAUACCUUGUCGUCCAUCCUGGUGGCAGACUUAUUGUUAACCAUAUGCCUUUUAAGAAGGAUUUGGGUGUUGUUGCAUUUUCUCAAGAAUCAAGCGAGGGCAACUCAGAGGAGAAGAUCAUUGAUAUUAAUGAACUUCUAGAAACUGUUCCACGUGAAGAGUAUUCCAUUCCUAUUCCUAUAAACAAGAGAGGUGAUGUUUUGUCUGCAACAUCAAUGAUUGAAUACGAAACACAUAAACAAAUCUUUAUGAAGAUUUGGGGAUUUCUACUUGAUGAGAAUGCCAGAAGGAUUGGUGUUUGGGGGAUGGGAGGAGUAGGUAAAACAACUAUCAUGUCAGAGAUUAACAAUUGCCUAGUGAAAGGAAGUAGUCAAUUUAAUUGCACUCUUUGGGUGGAAGCGUCAAAAGAUCUAAAGAAGAUGCAACAAGAUAUUGCUGUGAAGUUGGGUUUGACUUUUCAAGAAACUGAUGACGAAUGA